AUGGAGUCUGUCCUCAAGAUGUCAAGAAAGACCUUCGACUACGUCUGCUCACUUGUUAAGAAGGACCUGACAACUAAGACAUAUGGUUUCAGAAACUUCAGGUUUGGUGACAAGACAAUCCUAGGGGUGGAGGAUCAGGUGGCGGUGGCUCUGAUGAGGCUGACAACUGGUGAGUCACUGCAGAACAUAGGAAUGUGGUUUGGCAUGAAUCACUCAGCCAUCUCGAACAUCACAUGGCGGUUCAUUGAGUCCGUGGAGGAGCGUGCCAUCUGUCACCUGAAAUGGCCGAGCCCUGAGGAGAUGGCAACCAUCAAGGCAAGAUUUGACAAGAUUUAUGGGCUCCCUAACUGCUGCGGUGCCAUUGACACCACACACAUCCUCAUGUGUUCCUCAGCUCAGCCCAACAGCAAGGUCUGGCUGGACAAUGAGAACAAAAACAGUAUGGUGCUGCAGGCUGUUGUGGAUGCAGACAUGCGGUUCAGAGACAUCGUCAGUGGCUGGCCUGGGAGCAUGGACGACUCAUGCAUCCUUCGCACUUCAGGCCUGUACAGGUUGUGUGAGAAAGGCCUGAGGCUUGAGGGGCAGAUGGACCUUCCUGGAGGUUCCACGGUUAGGGAGUACAUAGUCGGAGAUGCGAGCUACCCUCUGCUUCCCUGGCUCAUGACCCCGUACCGGGGACAUGGUCUCCCGGCAGCCAAUGUGGAAUUCAACAAGCGGCACACAGCGGCAACGGCAGUGGUGCAGACUGCAUUGGCGACACUCAAGGGGAGGUGGCGUGUCAUCCAGGGAGAGCUGUGGAGGCCUGACAAGCACCGGCUGCCAAGGAUCAUCUUCGUCUGCUGCUUGAUAACCAACAUCAUCAUCGACAUGGAAGGGACUCCAAGCGAAGACAAGCUGUUUUCAGGCAACCAUGACCAUGGCUACAAGCAGCAGUUCAGUAACGUCGCAGAUGACAAUGCAGUCAAGCAGAGAGACGACCUGUCUCUGCACGUCACCGCCGGCGAGUAA
Molecule: messenger RNA, 1008 nt
Organism: Miscanthus lutarioriparius
Lineage: Eukaryota; Viridiplantae; Streptophyta; Magnoliopsida; Poales; Poaceae
Source: the annotation of a GenBank genome assembly